GUGCGCUGACAGCCAGCGCGGCUCAGCCAGGGCUGGAACUGAGUAGCUUUCAUUGAAUCUGCGGAUUUCAUGACAUCUCCCUGCGUGGUCUUUCACUUUGCUCCUAACGGAGGAUUUUCCCCCGCCACUCUUGCCUUUGACCCUUCCCUUGCAGCCGGGCUCCCUCCCGCGUCCCUGCCCACACGCGCACCCCUUCGCCCGCUCCGGCCCGGCGCCCAGCCCUCCGCUCCGCUCUCAGCCAGAGGGAGCAGUCGCCAGACGGCAGCACCUGGCUGGAGAGGUUGGUCGGGUGGAGGGUGGGGAUCCGCGGGAACCCGGGAGCUGGACCCGGAGCUGGACCAACCGCCAGAGGAGAAUGGAGUCUCCCCACAGCCUGCCAGGACUGAUGUGAAAUUAGACCAUCUGCUUCCAGUUUUUCUCUUUCCUCCUCUUUUGGUAUUUCCUUUCUCCAUCCACCGUGGAGCAAUUAUUAAAUCUUGCUCCGUUCCAAGAGAGGCCAUCAUGAUGGACUGAACCCACCCUGUCCAGCACAAGGAAAAGCACAAAGAAGGAAUGACCAUGGCCAAGUUAACUGAAUCCAUGACUAACGUCCUGGAGGGUGACUCCAUGGACCAGGAUGUGGAAAGCCCAGUGGCCAUUCACCAGCCAAAGUUGCCUAAGCAGGCCAGGGAUGACCUGCCAAGACACAUUAGCCGGGACCGGACGAAAAGGAAAAUCCAGAGGUACGUGAGAAAGGAUGGGAAAUGUAAUGUUCACCAUGGCAACGUGCGGGAGACCUACCGCUACCUGACGGACAUCUUCACCACCCUGGUAGACCUGAAGUGGAGAUUCAACCUGUUGAUCUUUGUCAUGGUCUACACAGCAACAUGGCUCUUCUUUGGAAUGAUCUGGUGGCUAAUCGCCUACAUCCGGGGAGAUAUGGACCACAUAGAGGACCCUUCGUGGACUCCCUGUGUUACCAACCUCAAUGGGUUUGUCUCUGCUUUUUUAUUCUCAAUAGAGACAGAAACCACCAUUGGUUAUGGCUACCGGGUCAUCACGGACAAGUGCCCCGAGGGAAUUAUCCUCCUCUUAAUCCAGUCUGUGUUGGGGUCCAUUGUCAACGCGUUCAUGGUGGGAUGCAUGUUUGUGAAAAUAUCCCAACCCAAGAAGAGGGCAGAGACCCUGGUCUUUUCCACCCAUGCAGUGAUCUCCAUGCGGGAUGGGAAACUGUGCCUGAUGUUCCGGGUGGGGGACCUGAGGAAUUCCCACAUUGUGGAGGCUUCCAUCAGAGCCAAGUUGAUCAAGUCCAAACAGACUUCAGAGGGAGAGUUCAUCCCCCUGAACCAGACAGAUAUCAACGUAGGGUACUACACAGGGGAUGACCGUCUGUUUCUAGUGUCACCGCUGAUCAUUAGCCACGAAAUUAACCAACAGAGUCCCUUCUGGGAGAUCUCCAAAGCCCAGCUGCCUAAAGAGGAACUGGAGAUUGUGGUCAUCCUGGAAGGGAUGGUGGAGGCUACAGGAAUGACAUGCCAAGCUCGAAGCUCCUACAUCACCAGUGAGAUCCUGUGGGGCUACCGGUUUACACCCGUCCUGACACUGGAGGACGGGUUUUAUGAAGUUGACUACAACAGCUUUCAUGAGACCUACGAGACCAGCACCCCAUCCCUUAGUGCCAAAGAGCUGGCUGAGCUGGCUAACAGGGCGGAGCUGCCCCUGAGUUGGUCUGUGUCCAGCAAACUGAACCAACAUGCAGAACUGGAGACAGAGGAGGAAGAGAAGAACGCGGACGAGCAAACGGAGAGGAAUGGUGAUGUGGCAAACCUAGAGAACGAAUCCAAAGUGUAGGCGCCCCUGGCCACCCCUUCCCUCCCACCCGCCAUGGCCCUUCCUUGUCUUCAUUCCCUCCUUUUCUGUCUCUUCCUUUGCUCUUGAUUUCUUUAUAUUUAAUUUUGGCAUUACCAGAAAACAAGUCAUCAAGGUGUAAAAUAUCUACCUGCCCUCUCACAGAUGCUUAGAUGGACAAGUAGACAUGGAUUUGGCUAAGGUGCAAGGUACCCUCAUUUGUGGCCCAAGCCUGGUCUCCACCCAUAAAUACCAACAUUCAACUCCUGGAGUCUUAGAUAUUUUACUUGCAUGUAUUGUCCAAUAUAAAUCACUCAAAAGAGGUGUCAGAAGGUUUUACCCAAAUGUCACAAAGAAGGUCAUCUGUUUACCAAGCAGUAAAUCAUACAGGCUAGCCCCUCAGUUUUAUAGGACCCAGUUCAUCUCCCCAGCACAGGGCAGGUGCUUGCCCACAUGAACACUGAAGGAAUAGGACCCAGGUGAGCUACAGACAGACCACCACUGUACAUAGAUAUGCCUUAUGGAAUUAUUUUCUUUUGACAAUUAGUAAUAAAAACCCAGCAUGCACAAAAGUACUGUAGAACAGAACUUCUAAAUAUGUACAUAGAUGUAUCAUUCAUGUAGUUUUAGAUAUAUAACUUUAGAAAUAAGAAAAAAUAUUCCCAGUGCAAAUAGGCAUUUCUUUUUUGAUACCUGUGUCUUCUGAUUAUUUCGAGCCCCUCAACUCCUGGCCCUCUAAACACAUGGCCUUUGUUCCUUGGUCCAAGACUGACAGUUGUUAGGGUACCCCUCCGUUCCCGUGUCAGUCUUUUAUUGACUCUAAUAAGCCAUAGGUCUGGGGGCAGUCGUAAGUCCAGUAGACAGCAAGACGUUACCACCAAAACUCUGAUAUACUGUGACAUAUUUACAAAACAGGUAUCUUCUGUUUAAGGAAACCAAGGGCCUCACUGAGCAGCCUGGGAGAGACCACCAGGAACAGGACUCUAGCACAUCACCAUGUGGUACUUUCUCCGUGAUCUCUUGCCCUUUGGAGAACAAUAAUUUAGGAAACAUUUCUGUAAAACCAUUGAUUCUCCAACUGUUCCAUUCUGUAAUCACAUGAAACUACAGAGGUUAAAUGAGCUAUGGUAAGCUAGCAGAAGAGAGUUUGGGUGUAGGACCAUGAAAUUCAGGAAAGCGUGGAGUGGGUGAAGUGAUGUGUAUUGUAAUCACCAACUCCUCACCCUACAGCUCCAUCUGACACUCUGAGCCUGUCCCUGUGGCCUGUUCCACAUCAUUUCUUGCAUUGGUAUUUUUUUCUUAUUAUAUCAUCAUCAUCAUCGUUGUUAUUAUAAAAUGGCCAAAAUUUGGCAUGCAAAGAUUAGAGAACAGUCUCUGUGACAACCUGACAAAUCUCUCUAAAGUGUACCACCUUUAAAAAUCAAAUCCAAAGGUACCAGUUUUCUCCAUU
Messenger RNA from Nannospalax galili (Upper Galilee mountains blind mole rat), 3277 nucleotides. It is a transcript of the gene Kcnj6, whose product is annotated as potassium voltage-gated channel subfamily J member 6. Gene Ontology annotation, cellular component: plasma membrane. The transcript is spliced from 4 exons. Lineage: Eukaryota; Metazoa; Chordata; Mammalia; Rodentia; Spalacidae. Gene Ontology annotation, molecular function: G-protein activated inward rectifier potassium channel activity. Gene Ontology annotation, biological process: potassium ion import across plasma membrane; regulation of monoatomic ion transmembrane transport. The record is from RefSeq and is a predicted model, not a curated record. Bases 553 to 1830 code for a protein of 425 amino acids.